AUGUCCACCACCGCCACGAGGCCGACGAUCAACCCGAGCCCUCUAGCUCGCAGGCGACGCGGCGGCUCAUUGAGCGCCCCCUUUGCCGGUCGCUUGGGCGGCAACCAGGAAUUCACCGUCGACCGUUCCGAUCCCAAGAAUGAGGAGUUGCUGAAAAAGGUGCCCGACGCGGCGCCGAAUUUGACACUGCAGGAGAGCUUCGAUCUUCGAGGUUUUCGGGAGGUGGAGCUGUGGAAGGCGGCUUUGAUCGAGUUUGUUGGCACCUUGAUCUUCGCAUGGGCCUCAGCUUGGAACAGUCUCUCACCAGAUACGCCUCCACCGGCACCCUCAGAGACGGCCGGCCCCUUCAGCCGUUCAUAUUUCCUAGGCCCCCUCGUCGCCGCCCCUAUAAAUGCAAUCCUCCUCGCACUAUUAAUCUUCUCCUUCGGUGCCAUUUCCGGAGCCCAUUUCAACCCGCUGAUCACGAUCGGCACAUUUUUUGCCAGAUUAACCACCUUUCCCCGUCUGGUGAUGUACGUGGCGGCGCAGACCUCGGCUGCUGCGCUUGCCGGCCUGCUGUUGAGAGCGUCGGCGAAUACCAGAGACUUCAAGGUUGGAGGAUGUUAUCUCUUCGAAGAUAUGGGGACUCCUGUGUCGAGUGCUUUCACCAUCGAGGUCGUCGCUGACUUGCUCCUGCUUGUGCUCGCCUUCGGAGUUGGUCUAGAUCCCCGUCAGCGCGAGAUUUUUGGCCCUGCGCUGGGCCCAAUCUUUGUUGGGCUGGCCGUGGGAAGUAUGGCGUUGUGUACGGCAUUCAGUCUGCCCGCGUACGGCGGCGCUAGCCUGAACCCAGCAAGGUGCUUUGGUGUAUUCGUGGGCAGUCGCUUCCCAGGCUGGCAUUGGGUGCACUGGGUAGCGCCUCUUGUGGCCAGUGCUUUUCAUGGUGUUGUAUACUUCCUUGUCCCGCCUGGUGAGCCAAACAGGGCACACGCCCACAAGAUUGGCAGAGCUACUCACAAAACUGAGCCGCAGAGCCAGGAGGAUGGAAAGGAGAGCGUGUAA
Messenger RNA from Fonsecaea multimorphosa CBS 102226, 1038 nucleotides. RefSeq lists its product as uncharacterized. Gene Ontology annotation, biological process: transmembrane transport. The transcript is spliced from 2 exons. Gene Ontology annotation, cellular component: plasma membrane. The coding region runs from base 1 to 1038 and encodes 345 amino acids. Lineage: Eukaryota; Fungi; Ascomycota; Eurotiomycetes; Chaetothyriales; Herpotrichiellaceae. The record is from RefSeq and is a predicted model, not a curated record. Gene Ontology annotation, molecular function: water channel activity.